GGGUCUUUCAAGUUUGAAGCCACAGGCCUCUCUCCCACACACAAACCGAAAUGAUAGCUAUAUCGGCUCUCACUCCCUCUCUCUCCUGUCGUUCACUGCGACCCCAUUUCUCUCAUCGUCAAACCCUCCAUUCCAAUCCCAGUUUCUGCCCAAAACCCGCUUCAAUCCAUCCGCAAACAACCCUUAUCCGCAACAGAACCGCCGUUCUUGGAAGCAAUUCGAAUGACCCGAAGGAGUCGGCGUUCAUGGACGAAAACGGCGCCGUCGAUGAUAUGGAUGGGUAUAUGAACUAUCUCUCUCUAGAGUAUGACUCCGUUUGGGACACCAAGCCCUCCUGGUGCCAACCAUGGACAAUAACGCUGACUGGAGUAGUAGGGAUUGCCUCUAGCUGGCUAAUUCUGCACUCCAUACUAGUGACUGCAAUAGUUCUCUCACUUAUUUGUGCAUGGUGGUACAUCUUUUUGUAUUCUUACCCCAAGGCAUAUUCGGAUAUGAUUGCAGAGCGGAGAAAGAAAGUGACGGACGGUGUUGAAGACACGUUCGGUUUGAGAAAUACCCAAUGACAUUGACAGGGAGGGGUGGAGAUGGGGUUGGGACGAGAGAAUUUUGGCUUCGGUAGAGGACACAAUUUAUGUAACCGUAUGCGUUGACCUCACACGAAACUGAUAGUAGCCGGGAAGAGUAUUUGGGAUGUGGAAAUGAUUUAUGAGUACUCAUCUGUAGUACCUAUGCAUAUGCCCGAAUAAACUUGAAACACAAUUAUGUGUAUUGUUCCAACUUCUCUAAUGGAGAACCCGCGCUAGCUAACCUGCUUCAAAAAAUUAA
This is a messenger RNA of Rhododendron vialii, 825 nucleotides long. RefSeq lists its product as uncharacterized. The transcript is spliced from 3 exons. Gene Ontology annotation, cellular component: chloroplast. Lineage: Eukaryota; Viridiplantae; Streptophyta; Magnoliopsida; Ericales; Ericaceae. The coding region runs from base 51 to 563 and encodes 170 amino acids. The record is from RefSeq and is a predicted model, not a curated record.